CCUCACGUCUCUUCCCAUCCGGCGGGCCCGAGGGGCGGGCGCGCGGGCGGGGCGGCCAAUCAGAGGCGCCCACGACCCGCACCCCGGAGAGGUUGGGAGGCGGUGUCAGAGCGGGGCCGGGGGGAGGGGGGUUAGAACCGAUCCCUGGCGUCGCGGCGGCUGUCGGGGGUGGGAGGCAGCGGCGGCGGGGACGACGGCCAUGGUGUCUCCCGCGGCCUCCGCCGGCCGCCUGGGCUCAGCGCUGCCCUUCUUGCUCGUGCUCUUCGACCUGCAGUACCAGGGAGCUGAAUGUGGAAUAAAUGCAGAAGUAGAAAAACAACUUGAAAUGGGAAAGAAGUUAUUGGCUGCUGGACAGCUAGCAGAUGCUUUGUCUCACUUUCAUGCAGCUAUAGAUGGAGACUCAGAAAACUACAUUGCGUAUUACAGAAGAGCCACAGUGUACUUAGCCAUGGGCAAAUCUAAAGCAGCCAUUCGUGAUUUAAGUAAAGUGGUUGAAUUAAAGCAGGAUUUCACAUCAGCCAGAUUACAGAGAGGACACUUACUGCUGAAGCAAGGAAAAUUUGAUGAAGCAGAGGAUGACUUCAAAAAUGUGCUCAAAUCCAACCCCAGCAAUAAUGAGGAGAAAGAGGCCCAGACUCAGCUGACAAAAUCUGAUGAGCUGCAGCGCCUGCACUCACAAGCAUUAUCUGCCUACCAGCAAGAGGAUUACAAAGCAGCUAUUUCUCUUCUUGAUGAAAUCUUGGCAGUUUGUGUUUGGGAUGCAGAGCUACGAGAACUUCGAGCUGAGUGUUAUGUAAAGGAAGGGGAACCAAGCAAAGCCAUUAGUGACUUGAAAGCUGCUGCCAAAUUAAAGAAUGAUAACACUGAAGCCUUCUAUAAAAUCAGCAAAAUAUAUUAUCAGCUUGGGGACCAUGAAUUAUCACUCAGUGAAGUCCGGGAGUGUCUGAAACUGGACCAAGACCAUAAGCAAUGCUUCUCUCUCUAUAAGCAUGUAAAGAAACUCAAUAAGCAGAUUGAAUCAGCAGAGGAACUCAUCAGAGAAGGCAGGUAUGAAGAUGCUAUCAGUAAAUAUAAUUCAGUAAUGAAGACUGAGCCAGAUGUCCCAGUUUAUGCUACUCGUGCCAAAGAGAGGAUCUGCCACUGUUUAUCAAAGAAUCAGCAAGCUACAGAAGCCAUAGAAGUUUGUUCAAAAGUUCUGCAGCUGGAACCAACCAAUGUGAAUGCUCUGAAAGACAGAGCAGAAGCUUACUUGCUGGAAGAUCUGUAUGAAGAAGCUAUUAAAGACUAUGAGACUGCUCAAGCCAAUAGUGAAAAUGACCAGCAGAUCCGGGAGGGACUAGAACGUGCCCAGAGGAUGCUGAAGCAAUCACAGAAGAGGGAUUACUAUAAAAUCUUAGGAGUAAAAAGAAAUGCUCGAAAGCAAGAAAUCAUAAAAGCUUACAGAAAGCUGGCAUCCCAGUGGCACCCUGAUAACUUCCAGAGUGAGGAAGAAAAGAAGAAAGCUGAAAAAAAAUUCAUUGAUAUAGCAGCUGCUAAAGAAGUCCUCACUGACCCAGAAAUGAGGCGGAAGUUUGAUGCGGGAGAGGACCCACUGGAUGCAGAGAGUCAGCAGGGUGGGGGAAACCCAUUCCACAGGAACUGGAACACGUGGCAAGGAUUCAACCCCUUCGGUUCUGGAGGAGGACCAUUUACAUUCAAAUUUCACUUCAGUUAGGGCCAAGACUGUUUCUGGUGGCUGCUGCUGUUUUUUUACCUAAUUCGUUGAAAAAUAGUAAGUCUAUCAGUUCAGGACCCAAAAUCUCAAUUUCUGAUGUUGUCCUUAACCCAGAGUCUUACUGCACUAGAAAGAAGCAAGCUCCUUCUUUCUUUUAGUGUUCAGAGAGUUUGCUUUGUGGUGAACUUGAGAAGCCCAUCCUGGUUGGGGGGAGGGGGGGUUUAUUACUGCCUAUGUAUUUGCUGUGGAUAUUCAGGACAUUUAUUCCUACGGAUGGAAAAAACAGUUAAGAGGCUACUUAGGACAAGACUUCAACAUGAAUUUUAGGACUCAAGUAUAUGCUUAAAAGUAAAAAUGCAUGUAAAUAUUUUUUUCUGAAUCAGGGGGCCUAAUAAACAUGGAAAGGGUAGUUAAGGAUCUUUGUCAGUCAUUGUGCUCAGCAGAAGGAUCCAUCUCUCAGUAUUCUUAAAAAGGAAACCCUGGUGACCACCUGCUGUGUUGUGUGCCAUAGCUAGGGGUGAAGAGGCUGCCUGUGCUGAAUGAGUCUGAACAAUCGCCCUGAAAGAAGAUCAUUUGUAACUAAUUGUAUUUGAAAAUGUCUACUCACUUUAUUCAUUAACCUGAAAUGAACUGGGAUGAUGCCUUUGGUGGUAAUUAUCAAACAUGGAAGUAAAAAAAAAAAAAUCAUAUACCUGGUGUUUUUUCAAAAGACUUUUUUUCGGAAUGUUGAUUUGGGAUGUCAAGGUAUGGUUUUUGAGUAGUUUGCACUUUAACAAGGUAUCUGCUUGAGAUUUGAGGGGAAAAAAAAAUAAGACUGGUAUGACAUUUCCCCAACUAUGCAGCAAUUUGUUACUUCUCUGUACAGAACUGCUACAGGUUGUGAGGCCAGUGUACUACAGACUAACUCCAGCCUUCCUCUGUGAGACGGCUCCAUUCCUCCUGAGUGAUGCACCAGUGAGUUAAUAAUACUGUGUGGAAUUGUUUGAAGUAAUGUUUUGUAUUGUUUAACAGCUAAGGUACUGCAGAAACAACUGCCUGUGUGAGAAAAGGACUAACUUCUCAUUAGCCAAAAGUCUGAUUUAUUUUUCCUUUUAUACAUGUAGCUAGAAUUGGUUUAGUGUAUUGAUCAGCCUGUGUGAGUGCAACGUGAGGUAUUGCCAGGGCUGUAGCUGCUGUAAAUAGUCUUCUCCUUCUGUAAUCAAAUAUAUCAUAAUUACUGAUGAGUUUCAGCUACAGCCAUUUUCUUGGAAGGCAGAAAUUAGUUCAUUAAUGUUUCUUGAUUGGAUUUUAACUGGAAAACAAUACUCAGUGGAUAGGAAUCUUCUCUCCCUUCAGCUCGUGGCACUGGAAGGCACAAGCAGCUUCAGUAAAAUGAAUGAAGUUAGCAGGUAAGGCCUUCAGUCUGAAAAUGGGCUUGUUAUUACUGUAAUUGGAGUUGCUGUUGAAGCAUAACCCUCGUCUCCUGCCUCAAGUACUUUGCAGACAUGAUUGUGAGGCCGUGUGGCCCUGUAAAAUAUUCUUCAACAGUAAUGUAAAGGUCAGUGUUUGUUCAGCAGAAAUUUAUCUUCAAGCUGAAGAGUGUUUGUGGUGGUUUCUUACAGUUUGCGGUACAAAAAAACAUUCCCAGCAGCCUGUUGAACUCCAGUGUCAGAUAUUUUCCAAGCUGAAUAACAUUCUAGAAAUGUGACUUGUGCUUUGGACCCAACAGAAAACUUUUUGUUUAACCUCUGUAGAGGAUGCUCAGGACACUGCCGAGGCCGUUCCAGGCAAGCACUGUUCUUGCAGGACCUCUAGGGCUCAGACAUAGGAACUUGCUGCACAGUACAUGACCUGCACACCAUGGCACCAGCUCAGUGCAGGCAGCUCAGUGCACAUCUCUGCUCACAGGGAGAUGGGGAGGUGGCUGUCAGGGACAGCCUGGCUGUUGUCACCCCUCUGUCCCCAAGGGCGGAGCUGGACCCAGUCACCUGUGCAUCACCAGCUGUGUGUGUUUGGGUGUGAUGGAGCCAUGGCUCUGUGUGAACACUUAUGUAUUGCCUUGUUUACUGCAGAAGGGGAAGGUUUUAAAUUAACACUGAGUACCCCGUGUGAGCAAUGUGGCAUCUUCUGUACAUCCUGGAGUGGUGCUGGGUUUCAGGAAGUCCCAGGAAACACAACUGGCAGCCAAGUUCAUGUGCUAGGGAAGUGCUAGGAAUGAAACAUCUCUUACAGGACUAACCUUGCUCAGCCUUUUUGUCCUCAUCCCUUCCACUUCUCUGUUUUAAAGGCUGUAGCUGAGGAAAUUGUUUCCUGGAUUUUAAUUUUUUUUUUUUUUUUAAAGAAAGGAAGGAAUAAGGUGGUCGGUCCCUCAUAAGUUAAUUAUUCACACACUGAUGUUAGAGCAGUGUGUAGUUGUUUCUCCAAGGGAAUGGACAGUUCUGCUGUACACUCGAAGUGUUCAGGAUCAAAAAAGAUUCUUUGUUUAUUUUGAGAAUGAGUGGGAAAAGGAGAAUUACACAUUAAGAUAAAAGCUUGCACGUAGUCAGUAGAUGAUGGUAACUGCAGAAAUGCUGCUGGUGGAUUCCUUCUGUGGAAGGCAGUGUCUUGGAAACAAAGGCAACAAAUGACAAUGGAGAAUUAAGGCUUUCUGAUACUAAGCAGCUGCUGAUUACCAGAAGUGUCAUCACCCCAGAGCUGUUCGUAGCGGAGCAGAUGCUCUGAGGUGCUUCUGAAAACACAGAGGGACAAAGUUGUGCUGGAAUGAAAGCAUUUGCCUUUCAAGGAACUUGGAGUACGGUGUUGGGUGUCCUGAUGUGACUUCAGAAAAGGAGGGGCUGGUGACACACUGAGCAUCCGUGGUGCAAGCGAUGUAGGAGGAAGCUGAAUUUCCUUUUUAUUUAUUAGUGGGUGUCUGUAGUGCAAUAAUGUUCAAUAACUGAACACUGAAAUAAAUGUCUUGGUAUUUCGUAAGCCCUGAGAUGUGCAUGAAGCGUUGUGGCAAUAAUUGGCCUACAUGUAGAUGCAAAUUUGCUCUGUUGAAUUCUCAUUUUUAAUAAACUACUUUCCAACUUGUUUUAAAUUGAAGGCGGGGGGUUGCAUAUUUUACUUGAUACAUGCAUAAUACUGAUGUAUUAAUCAAUCAGUAUUAAAACAGAUUCAAAGUGAACCAUAAACUUAAGAGCACAGACUUGUGACAUACACAGAAAAUGUGUCAGCUUAAACUUCUUUUUUAAUUAUUAUUAUUAUUAUUAAAUAAAGCUUGUUAUAGUUUCAUUUUUCAGACCAGUGCUUGAAAUACAAAUAAUUCUUCUGUUUAGGGUUGUGAUUUGUAGGAGCUUUGCUGGAAAUGAGCCAGUAUAGCACAGCAGGUUAGUUGUAUUUAAAAGUGCCUUAUUGUAAGGUAUUGUUUGUUUGCUCAGUAAUACACACGUUUAUCCAUAACAGGAAAAAACUAUAGGAGAAUCUUUUUUUUUUUUCCUCAGCAAAUUUCAAAGUAGCAGUUUUAUGUUUUUAGGAAGGGUGAGUGAAGCUAGCCAGGGAUUUGUCAAAUGUUUGAAAUUAUAAAUGUCUUUAUAUGAAAUCAUAAAUCUAAAAAAAGCAAGAACUGUUUUUUCUAGAACUGUGGGAAUUAUUUUAUGGUAUUUUUCACAAUAAAGAUAUUUAUGAUGACAAGAAA
Molecule: messenger RNA, 5369 nt
Organism: Calypte anna (Anna's hummingbird)
Lineage: Eukaryota; Metazoa; Chordata; Aves; Apodiformes; Trochilidae
Gene: DNAJC3
Product: DnaJ heat shock protein family (Hsp40) member C3
Exons: 12
Coding region: 200-1714 (504 amino acids)
Biological process (GO): protein folding in endoplasmic reticulum
Cellular component (GO): endoplasmic reticulum
Molecular function (GO): misfolded protein binding; protein-folding chaperone binding
Source: RefSeq, a predicted model, not a curated record